AUCUCCCUCCCCCAUGAACGAUCAGGUUCUUCUACACUGCCCAAAGCUCAUGUCUGAUUUGUGUGAUAUAUACGCAUUAGGAGUGCACGAUCUUGGAUCAGUAGUUCCUCCCAGUUAAUUAAACCCCAAGGAACAGGUGUAUGGUUUCGUGUCUUAUGUGCCCAGAGAAGCAUUCUUCUCAGGCCCGAAGCUAGGGUAGGGAGUCCACGCCAGAACUGGUAGGUCGACCUAGUGUCAACCUUUUCCAUCCCCACCCCAGUCACGAGGGGUAGGACUAAAAAUAAUAUUAAAAAGCGAUCAGGCUUCUAGCACUCAUGUUUUAAACUCUCCCGCUGAAGAAGCUCCUGAAAAGAAGCACAGUCCUGCCAUCUGUUCUGACCAGUUUCUCUUUAUAUUUUCAUUAUACUCUGUGCCUUUUCCUGUCACGUAGGACAUGGCUCACUUACAUGACCCAUGUGGGUUGGUUUUACUAAAUGUACUACUUGCUUUUGUCUGCAUAAGCACUUAUCCCAAAAUAACAACUCUGUCACUGGCUUCAGCCUUGGAUUUAUUUACGGGUUCACCGGGUAAACUGGAGGUCAGAUUAGGUGAUAAUUGGAGGCUUCUCCUUUGCCUAACAGUUAUAUCUGGUGCAGCUGUCAUUGUAAACAACAAAACACUCUCUACAAAGCAGUUAAGAGUUGUAGGAAGCUCACAACAUACAUCAGGCAAAAGAGGCUUGAGAGCUAAACAGCACAUUUCAAUGCAGAGUUUAGGUGUGUAUAAACAACACCUCACACUGACCAUUUUUAAACAGCUUGAGGGGUGGGAGGAGAGAGCUACCACUGCCAUGUGCAGCUUGGUUGCCUUCUGUUUUCUGCAUGUUAUAUUUAAACCGCUUAGAGUUUAUUUUUGUAAUUAUCAACCAGGUGUGCUUGGGAUCCAAGAAUUCACAAAAUCUUCAUAGCAGUUUAUAUACUUCACAUAGUCCUCAAAUUUUUCUUCUAGCAGUGUCUUCUACAGAGUGAACUAUUACCAAAUUUGUAGAGAAAGAAACCAUGACCAGGGGGUAUGACAAUUUUAAAAACCUCGUAUUUUGGUCAAGGAAGCUCGCAACAUUAAUAUACACAAUCAAGUAUUGUUUCUCUUAACUACCAAACACUGCUAUCCAGCGGCAGCGCCAGAAAAUGAAUCUGAGGGGGGCACAAAAGGGGCAAAGUGCAUUUCUGGGCGGAUGAGUUGUGCCCCACAUAGAACAAAAAUGGGAGGGGCAGCUGUGUGGGGGAACUACUUUUCUGAGGUGGUGCUUGCCCACCCUUGUCCCCCCUCCCACAGAGCCACCUUUGUUGCUACCCCUUAGUGAUCAACACUGAACACAUUUUCCAAAACAAGAUCUCUCACCUGAAUUCUGAUCCAUUUUGAUCCACCUCACUAAAGAAGACCUGAUGCAGGUCUGAGGCUAUGUGACCAUAGGAGAUGCCAUAUACCUUGAGUCACAAUGUCUAGAUGAGGUCAUGGAAUACUUGAGAUGAAAUUAAAGUGACCUGAACUGAAGAGGGGGCAAGCAGCAUGCAUAACAAAGUGGCUGUCCCGGUGACUAGGAAAUGUGGUCUUCCUAAUCAGAAACAAUAUCAUUCAGGAUUCCACAUUGCCAGCUGACACCAGAGGUCAUGGAAAUUAUCUGUGAUGUAUAAGUGUUAUGCUUGGAUGACUUGGGGAGAGGGGUUUGUUUUAAAAAGAAAAAGAGAGUACUGUGAAUUGCUGAUAACCCAGGAAGAAAAAGUAAGAAGGCCAUAAGCAGAACGCCUGGUUCCCACUAUGGAUUUUGUUAAAUUUAACUUUGAUGAGGAUGAAGACCAGUAUGGUGAAAUGUCGGGAAGCAGCACACCUGCGGAAACACGAUCUCUUACUGAUGCCACCGACAAUAUGGAAGAGAAGGAGAAGGAUGAGAAUUCUGACACGGAUCUUGAGAUAGAAGAUGUUGAGCGAUCAUUUACAAACAUAAAAGGUGCCGAUCUGUACAUAGAAGCUUGCAAGCUGGUAGGAGUGGUUCCUGUCUCGUACUUCAUUCGGAAUAUGGAGGAGCCCAUCAUGAACCUUAACCACCAUGGGCUUGGGACCAAGGGAACCAAAGCCCUUGCCAUUGCUCUGGUUUCCAAUACAACCAUCACUCACCUAGAGCUAGAGGAUAACUGGAUUCUGGGGGAAGGAACUACAUAUUUGGUGCAAAUGCUACGGGAGAACUGCUACAUCCAGGAGCUGAAUAUUUCCAAUAAUCGUCUUGACACAGAUGGAGCUGAAGCUAUCUGCAGGAUGUUCUUCAAUAAUAUUUCUAAUAUCCGGGCUAUUCAGCUUGCAGGAAACAACUUUAAUGACGAGUCAGCAAUAUACUUUUCUGAAUCGUUAAUGACCAAUUACCGAGUGACUGAGCUGGACCUCAGCCACAAUGAGUUUGCCGAGAAGGGAGGAGAGCUACUGGGGCAGAUGUUGGCCAACAAUGAGUCUCUAGAGGUUCUGAACCUGAGCUGGAAUCACCUGCGGAUGAAAGGGGCUGUUGCCUUCAGUGCUGGCCUCAGGGCCAAUGGAACACUGAAGAUUCUUGACCUUGCAUGGAACGGCUUUGGGAAUGAAGGGGCUCUGGCCCUUGGAGAAGCCCUCAAGGUCAACAACGUGCUCACUGAACUGGACAUCAGCAGCAACCACAUCAACAACGAAGGGACUGUAAAGCUCUGCAAGGGAUUAGAAGUCAAUGGAAACCUUCGCAUCUUGAAGAUGGCCCACAACCCCAUGACAGUAACGAGCGCCAUUGCACUUGUCACAGUGGUCCGAAAGAAUUCCAAAUCCAGAAUAGAGGAAAUCAACAUCUCAAAUGUGCUAGUGAAUGAAGGCUUCAUCAAGUUAUUGGAUCUAGUCUGCGAGAUACGGCCUGAACUAGAUGUCAUCUUUGGAGGGGUUGGAGGCCAUUUUACCAAGAAGCAAGAGCAGCGUCCCGAUGCUAUGAAGCUGAUUCAGAAUUAUUUGGAUGCACAUAAGCUGAGACUCUGGGAUUUCUUUAGGAACAUGGACAAAGAUGGCAACAUGAAAAUUCCUGUGGCAGAUUUUCGGAGAGCUAUGAUGCAGCAAUCGAAGAUCCCUCUGGACCGGAUACAGGUUCGGGAACUUAUACGCAAGUUAGACAAUGCCCAAACAGGGCAUGUUGACUACAGUCGUUAUAAAGUUCAGGAGCCGGUACAGGAGCCUAAGGAGGAGGAAGUGGAAGAAGUCUAAUCAGGCCCAGAGGUCAGGUCAGCUGGUGAAAGAUGGAAGGAUAAAUGCUGGCAGGAAGCCAAGAAACAAGUACUGCAGGCUGAGAGAAGAACUGAAGGUGGAGAAGCUUUUGAGUAAUCAAAGGUCUAAAUUCAAUAAAAUAUACUGCAGGUAGCUG
Messenger RNA from Hemicordylus capensis (graceful crag lizard), 3403 nucleotides. RefSeq names its product leucine rich repeat containing 74A (gene LRRC74A). Gene Ontology annotation, molecular function: calcium ion binding; protein binding. Bases 1798 to 3246 code for a protein of 482 amino acids. The transcript is spliced from 14 exons. The record is from RefSeq and is a predicted model, not a curated record. NCBI's taxonomy places the organism in Eukaryota, Metazoa, Chordata, Lepidosauria, Squamata, Cordylidae.